Stereum hirsutum FP-91666 SS1 is the source of this 528-nucleotide messenger RNA. RefSeq lists its product as uncharacterized. The record is from RefSeq and is a predicted model, not a curated record. The transcript is spliced from 2 exons. Lineage: Eukaryota; Fungi; Basidiomycota; Agaricomycetes; Russulales; Stereaceae. The coding region runs from base 1 to 528 and encodes 175 amino acids.
AUGUCUUUGAUACUCUUCCAUGAUCCUUGGGGACUGUGCGACAUGGAUUUCGGGGGCCUCGAUCUCGAGGAGGAACGCCGCGAACGAGACAGGCGCUACCGUAUCGCGAAAGCUCUCCAGAAUCCAUGGAGAGCGAUACCGCACGGUCCGCAUCAGCACCUGCAGGGUGAUCACGACCUAUCUUGCAAACACUUCCACAUCGCCAGCAUUUGCGGCAUCCACUUCUGGUUCGACCUCUGCCAGUACGUCUUCUACCGUGACGCCGAUGGCUUGUGGAAAUGGGCAAGGCCGAAAAAAGUGCUCGCCCGACCAACUACUUGCCACCGAUGUGAUCUCGCUGAACGCACUGCACGAAUGAACGGCGAGGACUGGGUCCGUGGAAGCCCGUCCGCGGAGAAGCUCAUGGAGCACAUAGACAAGGAGUUAGACGACUUAUGUGAGGACAGAAACGCAGAGGAGCAGGGUGAGGAUGGGGAUGAGGACGGGGACGAGGACGAAGAAGGGGACGAGGAGUACGACGAGGAGUAA